Messenger RNA from Oryzias latipes (Japanese medaka), 2646 nucleotides. It is a transcript of the gene mcoln3b, whose product is annotated as mucolipin TRP cation channel 3b. Gene Ontology annotation, molecular function: NAADP-sensitive calcium-release channel activity. The record is from RefSeq and is a predicted model, not a curated record. Gene Ontology annotation, cellular component: lysosomal membrane; plasma membrane. NCBI's taxonomy places the organism in Eukaryota, Metazoa, Chordata, Actinopteri, Beloniformes, Adrianichthyidae.
AGCCAAUAAGAUUCAACUAGAUUGCUGACGUAAAAGUUCUACUGGACUUGACACUCCAGGUGCUUCGGACGUCACUUCAGUUCGGUCUUUUAGGCGUAAAAAGAAGUCUUAAUUUGUGAUGGAUCAUUGAGAUAAAGAUAUGUUCUUUUAGUUUUUAUGUUUUAAACGGCUGUUGGUUUGAAGUCAAGCCUAUCGAGUGGCUUUUCUGGACGCCAGACAUGGAGGAAUCCAGGGACAUUUACGAUGUCUACGACUCCAACACCUCUCCCUCCUGGGAAGAGCACCAGUCUGAGCAUCUGGAAAACCUGGAGGAAGUGGAAGCCCUCAGGAGAAAGAUCAAAUAUUACUUCAUGAACCCCUGUGAGAAAUACCACGCACGAGGAAGAAAGCCAUGGAAGCUCCUGCUGCAGAUCAUCAAGAUUGGGAUCAUUACCAUCCAAUUGGUGUCUUUUGGACUGAGCAACCAAAUGGUUGUGGAGUUCAAAGAAGAAAACCUGAUGACGUUCAGACACCUCUUUCUGAAAGAUUACGUUGAUGGAGACAAAGAGACUUAUGCUAUUUAUAGACAGGCAGAUGUUUAUGACCAAAUUGAAUACAUAAUCACACAGUUUAGACUUCUGCACAACAACACAGUCGGCAAUCAUGAAUUUGAGAAGAACGGCACAGCCUACUCGCCUCUGCGGCUGUGUCAGGAGUUCUUCAGGAACGGCAGCAUCUAUCCCGGGAACGAGACCUUUGAGAUCGACGCCAACGUGGAUUCUGAAUGCCUCGAUGUGUAUCCCAUGUUUACCCCAUCAGCAAAGGAGAUCCUCCAGCACUUCAAAGUGCAUUUCAAAAGGUUACUCUCUGUGAAGAUCGUCUUCGUUCUGAAGGCCAUAAACCUGCAGACCGUGAGACACCGAGAGCUGCCCGACUGCUAUGACUUCACAGUUUUUAUUACUUUAGAUAAUCAAGCUCACAGCGGCAGGAUCGCAGUCCAGCUGGAAAACGACGUGGAAAUCAACGAAUGCCGGGACUGGAAAGUGUCGGGAGCCGCUGGUAAAAGUAUUUACCUGACGGUGGUGUUUGACUGCCUCAUCAUUACAACCUGCAUCAUCUCCUUCGCCCUCUGCACGCGCUCAGUGGUUACAGGAAUUAAGCUGAUGCUGGAGUACAGCCGCUUCUGUGACAGACGCUGCGGCAAAGAUGUUCCGUGGUCAGACAAGCUGGAGUUUGUGAGCGGAUGGUACAUCCUCAUCAUCGUCAGCGACACGCUCACCAUCACAGGUUCAAUUCUCAAGAUUGAAAUCCAGACCAAAAUCCUCACGACUUAUGACGUGUGCAGCAUCUUCCUCGGCAUCGGCACCAUGUUUGUCUGGAUCGGUGUGAUCAGAUAUAUGGGUUACUUCAGGAAGUAUAAUAUUCUUCUUCUGACACUCAGGGCAGCUUUUCCCAACGUGAUCCGUUUCAUCUGCUGUGCUGGAAUCAUAUACCUGAGUUACUGUUUUUGUGGCUGGGUUGUCCUGGGCCCGUAUCACGAGAAGUUCCGGAGCUUGAACACCGUGUCGGAGUGUCUCUUCUCCCUGAUCAACGGAGAUGACAUGUUUCCCACCUUCAAGGACAUGCAGCAGAAGAACAACCUGGUGUGGAUCUUCAGCAGGGUUUACCUCUACACCUUUGUGUCUCUCUUCAUAUACAUGAUCCUCAGCCUCUUCAUCACCAUCAUCACUGACACAUACGACACAAUCAAGCACCAGCAGCAGAGUGGAAACCCAACGUCCGACCUGCAGAAGUUCCUGUCGGUUUGUAAAGAUCUGCCCAAAUCUGGACUUUAUAGACUUCAGGAAAACAAAAGCUGCCUCAUCAACUGCUGCGUCAACAGAUGGAAACGGAAUCAAGAAAGACUCACGUCUGAGGCAUGACAGGUUUAAGGGAGUCCAGCACCUUUGAUUUGCACGUUCUGACCCAUUUUCAGAAAAAUACAAUACACACAUGGUCAUAGAGAGAGGACAUAAUAGAAGGCACAUUUUAAAUCACUUUUUUUUUAAGUUUAAAUGCUGAUGCAGGGCGUCCAGCAUUCAGCACAUCGUCAAUCUCUAAUGGGCUUUAAGUGAAAGAAAUACAACAAAUAGGACUGAAUAUGGAACAUAUAUGAAGCCUGCACUCAAGUUUUUUAAACUCAUAAUUAAAGAAAUCUUGGUGGAUCAGCUCUUUUGAGCAACAUCAUUUUAAAAAUUCAGAAAUGAAGGAAAAAGCAGAUACAUCAAAACGUUUACUUCCAGUUUAAAACAGAAACCAUGUGGAAAAAAAUAAAAAAGAGUUAACAGAGUAGCGAGCAUAGACGAUGUGCCAUAAAAGCAAGUUAGUUCCCAUUCACUCUGGUGUAAACAUUUUCCACAUUUUGGAAAGGAAAUAGCUAUCAGGGGUUAUUUUGUUUUUAAGAAACAUCAUUUGAAAUUUGGCAUUGAUGCACACAUGGUGACACUUUCUUCUAACUCCUAUGUGAUCUAGAAAGGUCUGACUGGUUCCUACAGCUGUCAGGUUUGCUUUUUUUUAUUUAAAGGCAGAUUCAAUGACAUCAAAUAGCAGUCAAUCCAAUACUAUCAUUUUUUGUGUACAAUUCUCAGUUUGGACACCCCUGCUCUAAUAAAUAUGUUGAAAUCUCCU